GUCAAAAUUAUGGUACAUAGAAAGCUCAGGGAGUGCGAUGCUAAGCAGCUGGUUGGAAGACAGCUGUCAAAGUACUGUGUAGAUAAUGAUAUAACAGAUGGAAUUAGGGGGUUGUUUACAUUCCCUGUCGAUGACUCUACGAAUUUUCGUCAUUUUCGUCAUACCGGCCUCAAUCUGGAUAAUGAGCGCCUUGUGUUAAAGCCGGAUAUGUGCUUCGGGAAGCGCGGAAAGCACAAUCUAGUUUUGAUCAACGAGACGUUUGAAGCGUGUGAGAAGUGGAUCAACAGUAAUAUAAAUACAGAGGUAGAAAUUUCUGGUUUGAAGGGCAAGUUGACAAAUUUUUUGAUAGAGAGAUUUGUACCACACGAGAAAGAAUACUAUUUGUCAUUAAUGGCAGAUGCAGAUGGCACAGUUAUUCGGUUUAGCACGGCAGGAGGAAUCGAGGUGGAAGAGAAUUGGGAUAAGGUGCAACAGGUCCACGUAAAAUUAGAUGAAGAAAUAGAUAACACACAACUUAAAUUUCUGUUGGAGGGUGUGCCAAAGGUAGAGUACGAUAAGGCGGUAAAAUUUAUAGUGGCGUUGUAUAAGAUGUUUUGUAAUUUGGACUUCGUCUUGUUGGAGAUGAAUCCGUGGUGCUUUGAUAACAAAGGAAACGUGGUGCCGUUGGAUAUGAGAGCCGAACUGGACGAUUGUGCGUACUUCAAGAACCGCAAGGAAUGGGGCGAGGAAUUAAAAUUCCCGCCGUCGUUUGGACGCAUUGAGAUGCCAGAGGAAAAGUACAUAUCCGAAUUGGAUGCGAAGACAGGGGCAUCGUUGAAGUUGACGGUAUUGAAUCCAGACGGAUGCAUGUGGACGAUGAUAGCAGGCGGUGGAGCGUCAGUGGUAUUCGCAGAUGCGAUCGUAGAUGCCGGAUAUGGAAAUGAGCUGUCCAACUACGGUGAGUAUAGUGGUGCGCCCAACGAAGAGGAAAUUUACCAAUAUGCGAAGGUUGUUGUCCGAUUGGCUUCCGCAUCCAGGUCCCCGAGGAAAAGGAAAGCGCUGAUAAUUGGUGGCGGGAUUGCGAAUUUUACAGAUAUUAGAGCCACUUUCAAAGGGAUAGCACAUGCUCUUUUGGAGUAUUCUGAUUGUCUCCAUAGGGCUGGCUUCAAAAUUUGGGUUCGAAGAGGUGGGCCGAACUAUAAAGAAGGGUUGAAAAUGAUGAAGAAGCUGAGCGAAGAAACGGAAUUGGAAAUAGACGUUUACGGGCCUGAGAUCGGCCUAACUGACGUGGUUCCUAUGGCAAUUGCGUAUGUUGAAGGGAAGUAAUGGAUUAAUGGCAUGAAGAGGGGCAAAAAAUAUAGGAAAAUCAAGCCGAUUUACAAUUCAUUAUUUAAAUAAAAACAUGGCUUAUAUAAUGA
Messenger RNA from Schistocerca gregaria, 1397 nucleotides. RefSeq lists its product as uncharacterized. Gene Ontology annotation, cellular component: cytosol; succinate-CoA ligase complex. The coding region runs from base 10 to 1305 and encodes 431 amino acids. Gene Ontology annotation, molecular function: succinate-CoA ligase (ADP-forming) activity. The record is from RefSeq and is a predicted model, not a curated record. Lineage: Eukaryota; Metazoa; Arthropoda; Insecta; Orthoptera; Acrididae. The transcript is spliced from 2 exons. Gene Ontology annotation, biological process: succinyl-CoA metabolic process; tricarboxylic acid cycle.